Molecule: messenger RNA, 2635 nt
Organism: Sipha flava (yellow sugarcane aphid)
Lineage: Eukaryota; Metazoa; Arthropoda; Insecta; Hemiptera; Aphididae
Gene: mspo
Product: spondin-2
Exons: 7
Coding region: 269-1465 (398 amino acids)
Biological process (GO): actin cytoskeleton organization
Cellular component (GO): plasma membrane
Source: RefSeq, a predicted model, not a curated record
GACGACGGCCGUUAGUAAACUUUUGUCCGCGGUCCGAUCGACACGCUUGUUGCCAACGUAUUGUCGUCGCCGCUGCCGUUGCCGCUACCGCCGUCGCGCCCGUCCACCACGCGGAUUGAUACGGUCGAAUUAAAAAAAAUAAAAAAAAAAAAACGCGAAAGUGGAGAGUUAGACGAGUAAGAGAGAAAGAGAGGAAAUUGUAUAAAAAAAAAAAAAAAAAAAUAGAAAAAAUAUUAUAUAGUAACAUUUUACCCGCACGCUGAUCGCCAUGCAAUCCGUCCGACGGUUGUUGGCGUGCACGUUAGUCGUGAUCGCCGUAUGCCGGUGCAUCGGCGGCGCCCCGUCGUGUUCACCGGAUAAGUUGGCCCGGUACCGGGUGGCCGUGCGCACGUUCUGGACCCGCGACCGGUUUCCCAAACACUUUCCCGAAUGGAGGCCGCAAGCGCAGUGGAGCAAAGUAGUCGGUAGAUCGCAUUCCAGAGGUUACACGAUGUUCCGGGAAGGCGCGCCCGCAUCGGAGGGUGUUCGUAUGUUCGCCAAGACCGGUCGCAGCGACAAACUAGACGACGGCGGAGGAGGCGAGGAGACCGUACUGGAUGCGUUCAUGGCGCCCAGCGUAACGACCGGAGCUACGAGGACACAAGCGCAGUUCUUCGUCGACGGAAACCAUUCCCGGGUGUCAUUGAUGUCACGCAUGAUUCCCUCACCGGAUUGGUUUAUUGGCAUUGACUCGUUUGAUCUGUGCGUGAAUGGCAACUGGCUUGACAGCAUCACCAUAGAAGCUGAUCCAAUGGACGCAGGAUGUGAUAACGGGUUUACCUUUACAGCACCAAACUGGCCCACUGAUCCUCAGGGCAUUAUAUACCGAAUAAAAAGCAACUAUCCGUCACAUCCAGCCAGCUCUUUCUACUAUCCACAGUUUAAUCGGUUACCAACAAUAGCAACAUUUCAGUUUAUUAAAAUCAAAGAAUACGAGCAAUCUUUAGGCGGUAGAGGACAGGCCUCCGACCCGACAGUAAAAAUCGAAGAAAGUGUCAUUAAAGUUUUGAACGGUGACAGCGAUAGUGAUCGUGAAGUACAACUUGAAAUGGAACAGCAGAGACGAGAACAAGAGUAUAAUAACUAUAAAAGUGUUAACGAUAACAAAGUUUUGGUCGCCAAUGUGACAUCAUCAGUAUUGAUACCGAAAGGCAACAAAGAAGCGUUGAUGAACAGCAUCUUGGACAGUUAUCAUGUCCGAAAACACAAGAAAGCUCACAAAAAAUCAAAGUACCGGGACUGCCGGCUAAGUGACUGGUCCGAGUGGAGUGCGUGCAGCGUGUCGUGCGGUAUCGGCGAGAUGCAGAGACGCCGAGAAGUGAUCAAACACCCGAGAGGAGCUGGUCGGCAGUGUCCGCCUUUGCUGCAGACUAAAUGGUGCGGGAGCGCAAAAGACUGUCCGCCACAAGAACAUUUCAAGUGGUAAUAAUAUCUCUACACUCCUAUCUCUCCCCCCCCCUUUUCUCAUUACUCUCUACCAAACAAUCCUAUUAUCUCGCACUCGUAUACCUAACCUAUAUGUCACACAGAUGUAUACUACAGUACGCGUGUAUGUUUGUGUGUAUUUUGUGUGUGUGUGUGUGUGUGUGUGUGUGUGUGUGUGUGUGUGUGUACGCGCGCGUGUGACAUGACUCGAAAAUCGUAUCCCUUUACUACAACAUAUCUUUCGCACGCCGAAAUUUACUAUACUCGCAUAACAUAUAUAAUGACGUUUCACCGCUCAUUCCGAAAUCACAGUCAUCCCUUCCUCGCUCCACGUCUGUCCCGUAUACCCAUCGAUGAAAUGUUAUAUUUGUUCAAUUUGUGUAUUGUAUUUUUUUUUCUCAUUUUCUAAUCGAUGACCACAAAAUGUGUAAUAUUUACUGUAAGAUAUUCACUUGUAUAGAUAGGCUUACAAAAAAUUUAGUUCGGUUUAAGAUUAUAUAAUAUUAAAUAAUAUUUCAACGGUACGUAUUAUUAUAAGUAGAUGAUCGUAUUUUUUGUUCAGACUAGUAUAAUAUAUAUAACAAUAAUAUCAUAAUUAUAAUUGAUAUAUUAUAUACGGCUCGUUUUGACCACUAUUACAUUUUAUAUAUAUUAUUAUAAUAUUGUGUCACGCGUGUAUUUUCUAUCUGUGUACUAUUUACGUACAUUACAGGCAACUAUAACUACGUCAUUUAAAAAAUUGUCCUGUGAUCACGAUAACUAUUCAUAAUAUAACAUGCCCAAGCAAGACAAUUUAAUUCGUAAAUUUUGUUCAAAAUCAAUAAAAUAAUAAUAAUUUACAUUCUUUUUAAUAACUCUAUUAUUAUUUUUUUAUUGUAUAACAUACUUUUUAGAAUACCUGCCACGACGAGUAUGACUAUAAGAUAACUGUAUUUUAUAAUAUAUACAUAUAUAGGUGCAUUAUACAUAUUAUAGUAUAUCCUUACAUACAUAUAUGUAUGUGUGUGUAAGAAAAUAAAUAAACUAAAAUAUUAUGAUGUAAUUAAUAUUUAUAUCGAAACAUGUACAAGAAUGUACCUAUGUGUGUGUGUGGGUGGGUGGUUUAUAACAUCGUAAUAAAAAUAAUAUAGUAUAUAGCUGAUAUAAUGCUAUUUUGCAAACUUGAUGAAAA